Messenger RNA from Bactrocera dorsalis (oriental fruit fly), 1979 nucleotides. RefSeq lists its product as hypothetical. The record is from RefSeq and is a predicted model, not a curated record. The transcript is spliced from 4 exons. Bases 556 to 1227 code for a protein of 223 amino acids. NCBI's taxonomy places the organism in Eukaryota, Metazoa, Arthropoda, Insecta, Diptera, Tephritidae.
GCAUUUGUAAAAGCAAUGCAACAUGGCUCGUUACAAAGCGAAACAAAGAAAGCAUCAUUAAAUUUAAAACAGGCAAUAAAGAGAAACAAAGAAAGUUAUUGAAGAUCGGAAGUGAUUUCUGUGCGUAAACAAAAUAAGUAAAUAUCUCUCACUAUUUGAUUAACAACAAGUCAGAUAACAAUCCAAGUGCAUUGUAUAAUAAAUAAAUAUAGGCAACAUAUAAUUCAAACGAGAAUUUAUCCAAGCAGAUUGAAUUUGGUGACAAGGAAUAGUUGAUUGACCAAGUAUAAUAUUGUUUAUUUUAUUUGUUGGUGUGAAUGAAUUUUCCAUGGAAUGUCAGUGCAACGACCAAACAUAAAAUCGUAUGCACAUAGCAACAACCGCUUCCAAUUGAGGUGGAGAAAGUGUGAACAAGUGGCUAAGUUACUAAUGCCACCAGGAAGCAGGUUGUAGACACCACUUACAGCAAACACAUUAAACGAGCGUUUACUGGUUGCAGUAAUCACAUAAUUUUAAUGUAUUAAGCGCGCCGCAUCUUGCCAGUCAACGAAAGCCAUGAGCAUACGCACAAGGGCACUAGUCUUUUCAACCUUCUUCGGGAGUUGCAUCGCAAUUGGACUCCUGCUGGUCAGUCUAACAACAAAUCAUUGGGUGCGUGCCUAUCCGAAACGGAUAAAUUCAACAGAUUCUAAAGGUGAUAUUAACUUUGGCUUAUUUUAUGGUAACAAAGAUCUAAACUAUGGCUUUGGUGUUCGCACCACUCCUAUCAUCGUGUAUACAUUCGAUCAAAAUGGUCCGGAAACUAUGAAUUUUUGGCUGUGGCUGAUCACAGCUUUGGGUACUGGCUUUGGCUUGCUUACAUGUGCAAUUUCGGCAAUUGCUGCCGUGUUAAAGGCCGCAUCAGCAGCAAAGCGUCCUGCAACUAUGGUACUACUUUUCGCUUCUAACAUUUCAUCGGCAGCCGCACAGGUGAUCGCUUUCGUUUGUUGGCUUGUUCAGUUCUAUCAAUAUUUGCAGCAAAAUGUACUUGCUGUACAAGAUCGUCAUUGGUAUAGUCAUGGCUUAGCUUAUUUGGGCUACAGCUUCUACUUGGUAAUUGCAUCUACUCUUGUCGUUAUAUUGAAUAUUAUCAUAUUACUGCAUGCUAAACGUCGUGAGCGAGCCGAUCGCCAAAGACUUGAGCCUCCUAGUGAGGAGAAGAAUCAAGGCGCCAUAAUGUUAUACUAAAAGCUAAUGCUUUAUCCUCAUAGAAAUAUUUUUAGUAAAAAAAGAAUCAACUGAUGUUAAUUUAUUAUUAAUUAGCGUGAUUAUUGAAUCUCGAAGCGCAAAUGAUCAUACUCGGAAAUUGACUAAUUUCCCAAAACGGAGUUAAUUUCAUAUUUAUAUUUAUGCAUGUACAGUUAUGUAUGUAUGCACACACAAGGUCAAAAUAAUAAGUACGUACAUAAUAAUUGAUGUCAAAAAUAAUUUAAGAAUAAAUUGAGAAUAAUGGCGGAUAUACUAGAUAAUGAUGAAAAAAGUAAGCAAAAAUCAAAUAGGGCACAGAAAACUGAAACUAAUAAAUUUUUUUCAGUCACGGAUACCUGAUGGAGCUUUUGUCUAUCCUAUUUAUAGACUUUUAUCUUAUACAAAUUUAAGUUCCUAUUUCAAUUUUUAUUACUAAUAUCCUUAUUUCUUUCAUUUAAAUGUAAUUUUCUGUCUCCCUAAAAAGAAUUUGUUAGUCAUUGAAAUUGAUGUAUUUAUGUACUUAUUAUUUUGACUAUGUGUGUAUAUGUAAUAGGUGAAUAGCAUUUAAAGUAUAUGCACUGUAUGUUUUGUGCAAACAUAUAAUAUUUUACGAUAUACUCUACUACUUUAUUGGACUGCCUACUUUGUCAACCACUUAUUUUAUUCCUAUCAUGGGUUUCCGUUGAAUCUACUUUUAUUAUUAAAUAAUAUUUUUUAAAUAAAUUCAAUUUUAAAAUAUAUGACUCGGUAAA